AUGUCUUGCGGGCUUGGAUCCUCGGCAGCUCUAGCAGUCUCAGUGGCUGCCUCGCUCCUGGCUUUCGCUCGUCCCCAAAAGGAUGGGAAGCUUGAGGGGAGCAAUUGGAUCGGCGUUUGCGAGGACGACGCACGGCUCAUCAGCAGCUGGGCUUUCGAGGCAGAGAAGAUCAUCCAUGGAAAUCCAUCCGGGAUCGACAAUACAGUGUGUACCUUCGAAAACGUUGUCAAGAUGAAGAAUGACAAGAGAGAAGUGCUCACAAACCUGGCCUCGCUGCAAAUGCUUAUCACGAACACCAAAGUUCCCAGAGACACCAAGAAAUUGGUGAGCGGCGUUCGUCAGCUCAAGGAGAAGCACCCCAAGGUCAUGUCUGGCAUCUUUGAUGUUAUCGAUUGCAUCUCGGAAGACUUUCUCGGGAUCCUCCAGUCACAGCCCGCGACUGAUCAGUCCCAGCAGGAAAAGCUGGAGGAGCUCGUCGUUUUGAACCAAGGUCUUCUUGGAACGAUUGGAGUGAGCCAUGCGUCCAUUGAGAAGAUUUGCAAGAUCACAGCCAAGUACGGCUUGAAAUCCAAGCUCACCGGAGGAGGAGGUGGCGGCUGCGUGAUCACUUUACUUCCAAGAGGACUGUCUCCAAAGGUCUUGGAACAAGUGAGCGACGAUCUAAACAGCUCUGGGUUUGAAUGCUUACAAGCAGAAGUUGGUGUUCAAGGAGUCCAGAUUUUGCAAUAGCAUCGAAGGUUUGCUCGAUUCAAGACUGGUUUUUCUCCCUGAAGCACUUGGUACAUUCGCACGCGAAGCCGUAGUCCGACAGCAUUGCUUGUCUCUCGGUGUACGAUAAAUCUUCCUCCUCGAUGUAUGAGGUGAAAAUCUGAAAACCAUUUUGAGUGAAAACAAGAAAGAAAGAUUUGAUUCACCUGUUCU
This is a messenger RNA of Selaginella moellendorffii, 921 nucleotides long. Its product is annotated as mevalonate kinase. Gene Ontology annotation, molecular function: mevalonate kinase activity; ATP binding. Lineage: Eukaryota; Viridiplantae; Streptophyta; Lycopodiopsida; Selaginellales; Selaginellaceae. The record is from RefSeq and is a predicted model, not a curated record. The coding region runs from base 1 to 729 and encodes 242 amino acids. The transcript has 4 exons. Gene Ontology annotation, cellular component: cytoplasm. Gene Ontology annotation, biological process: isoprenoid biosynthetic process.